UGUUGUGACGUUGGUCAAGCAGCUGAAGGCUGAAGGGGCUGAAGGAAGUUGUAGGGAUUGUAGGCUGAAGCCGCUCCCAAGUAGCUCUCACUGGGCACCAAUUACGACCAAGUUGGAUUUGUAAGUUGUGGGCGAUCUGGAAUUUUACGCUUACUUGCCAUAUCGAGCGUUCAGAUAUUGGAAGCAGACCCGCUAUCUUUCGAUACUGUUCACUAAUGACGACGACGGAAGACAGCAAUUUCGAAGAGGGGUCGUUCGUCGUAGACGACGUCAGCAACAUAAUCAAGGAAGCGAUGGAGACUAUGAUAGGAGGCAAUGUAUACCAGCACAGUAAGGUACCUCAGUGGACGAACACAAUAGUGGAGCACAUUCUUAGCCAGCUAACGAAAAUGAACAAAGCAUUCAAAUACAUUGUAACGUGCGUCAUCAUGGAAAAAAAUGGAGCUGGACUUCACACAGCAACAUCCUGCUUUUGGGACAACACCACGGAUGGAAGUUGCACGGUGCGAUGGGAAAACAAGACCAUGUAUUGCAUCGUAUCUGUAUUUGGGCUAGCUAUAUAAAAUAUGAUGCAAACUUGUAGAA
This is a messenger RNA of Ornithodoros turicata, 585 nucleotides long. It is a transcript of the gene Dlc90F, whose product is annotated as dynein light chain Tctex-type 1-like. Lineage: Eukaryota; Metazoa; Arthropoda; Arachnida; Ixodida; Argasidae. Gene Ontology annotation, biological process: microtubule-based movement. Gene Ontology annotation, molecular function: dynein intermediate chain binding. The transcript has 5 exons. The coding region runs from base 216 to 563 and encodes 115 amino acids. The record is from RefSeq and is a predicted model, not a curated record. Gene Ontology annotation, cellular component: cytoplasm; cytoplasmic dynein complex.